Messenger RNA from Nicrophorus vespilloides, 1249 nucleotides. RefSeq names its product leucine-rich repeat-containing protein 58. The record is from RefSeq and is a predicted model, not a curated record. The coding region runs from base 85 to 1158 and encodes 357 amino acids. Gene Ontology annotation, molecular function: protein binding. NCBI's taxonomy places the organism in Eukaryota, Metazoa, Arthropoda, Insecta, Coleoptera, Silphidae. The transcript is spliced from 4 exons.
UCUGUGCGAGCCGCAGAGAGCGAGUGUUAAGUGUUUGGUGUGCGUUUGGUCGCUUCUUUCUUUCAUUCAUUCGCCGUAUUUGAGAUGGAUCGGAUUCACUACUCCUCGGAUUCUAGUGACGGAGAGCAGAACGCCUUCCGGGUUCUGGACUUCGGUCGCCUCGGUCUGGACACGGCGACCCUUGAGCACAACCUGAUCACGUUCUGCGAGGACGAACGGAAAUCCACAGGAAACGUAGAAGUGAUCUCUCUCCAUCACAACCGGCUUCAGCUGUUCCCCGAAAACAUCGUCAAGUUCAGCAACCUCCGCUCUCUGGACAUCAGCUCGAACGGACUGGCAAUCCUUCCCGAUGUUUUCGAGCAUUGCCAGCUGACCACGCUCAUCGCCAAGAACAACAGUCUGACCAGCGAAUCUCUGCCGAAGACCUUCACGGUUUGCCCGUCGCUGCGAGAACUCAAUCUCAACGGCAACCAUUUGAGCCACUUCCCCGAACAGAUCUUCGACUUCCCAAAUCUCAGGUACCUCUAUCUAGGCGGAAAUCGCAUCACCAAAAUCUCUAAGAACAUCGGUAAACUUCACAGCCUGCAGAUUCUCUCUAUGGGCGGAAAUUUGUUGAACGAAGUACCGGCAAGUCUCGGAACUCUGAAAUCUCUGCACGCUCUCAUCCUCUGCGACAACCUCCUGGAGAGUCUCCCGUCGAACAUCGCCAAUCUUCAUAAUCUCAAAUCCCUUAUGCUGCACAGAAACAAAUUGAGGACUUUACCACCGGAAAUCGUAGCUCUGAAGAAUCUCACCGAAUUGAGUUUGAGGGACAAUCCUUUGGUGGUCAGAUUCGUCAGCGACAUGACGCACAACCCUGCAAGUCUUCUCGAGCUUUCGGCGAGAGCUGUUAAAGUGGCCAGCAUCUCCGUGGAGGAAGGCGACAUUCCCAAAACCCUCUACUCUUACCUAGGAAGCGCCCAUCACUGCGUAAACCCCAGAUGCAAAGGCGUUUUUUUCGAUAACCGAGUGGAGCACAUCAAAUUCGUCGAUUUCUGCGGCAAAUACCGAAUCCCACUUCUCCAAUACCUCUGCUCCUCCAAGUGCAUCACAGGUGGUGAAGUGGAGGACGUCCAACCGGUGCGCAGCUACAUGAUGAGGAAGGUUCUUCUGGGAUAACAACGGACGAAAAGAAAAACGAGGAUCGAAUCGGAUGAGCUUUAGACUUUAGAAGAAGGAAAAGUUUUUGCGGCUAACGGAGGGCGGAUUA